Messenger RNA from Trematomus bernacchii (emerald rockcod), 618 nucleotides. Its product is annotated as protein ALP1-like. Lineage: Eukaryota; Metazoa; Chordata; Actinopteri; Perciformes; Nototheniidae. The record is from RefSeq and is a predicted model, not a curated record. The transcript has 4 exons. The coding region runs from base 1 to 618 and encodes 205 amino acids.
AUGAGUGUGUUCCACACGUUGAAGGAACUCAUCACUCCAAUCAUCCGGAGGCAAAACACCAACUACCGGGACUGUAUCUCCGUGGGGACACGUCUGAUGGUUACGCUGCGAUUUUUGGCAACAGGGGAAAGCUUCAAGAGCCUUUCCUACCAGUUCCGAGUGGGAGUGUCAACGAUACGGCAGUUCGUUCCUGAGACCUGUACAGCCAUCUACGAGGUUUUAAAAGAGAAAUACCUGAAGUGCCCCGACACGGUGGAAGAGUGGCAGCUAGUAGCUGAUGGAUUCCAGGCUCAGUGGGACUUCCCAAACUGCCUAGGUGCCCUGGAUGGGAAACACAUCAACACUCGCCCCCCAUUUUCCAUGGCGCUAAUGGCACUGGUCGACAGCAACUACAAGUUCUUGAAUGUAGAUGUAGGUUGUAACGGGAGGAUUUCAGAUGGUGGUGUGUUUGGUGGAUGCUCACUGCAGGAUGCCCUGGAGAAUAGGACAUCCAACAUCCCUGCACCUGCACCCCCUCCUGCUUCUGACCAGGCGGUUUGUUACUCCAUUGUGGCAGAUGAGGCAUUUCCCCUGAAGGAGUACCUCAUGACGCCCUAUGACCAGGGGCCUCAUUUAUAA